AGUGCAGGAAGUUUUGUAAUCUUAUGGUAAUGGCCUCCGGUUAAAAUCAGUGACAAAAUCAAAAAUGUUUGGGAGGAAAAAGCCCGCAGAUCCCUCCGCAGAAUGGACGAAGACUGGAAGCUUUGUCCACAAGCCUAAAAGAGGAUGGCUUCAUUCUGACAAUUCAUUGAUGGGAGGCGGUGUUUGCUACGCUGUCAAAGUGAGUUGAGUUACAUGUAAAGCUUGUCGUUUCCAGUUGGUACAAUAUAAAGCUGCCUGUUCGUUGCUUACUGUCUUGUGAUUUUAAGCUUAUCUAGGGACUUAAAAAUUUACUAUGCGCAGGAAAUUUACGACUAUGUUACUCUGCAGUCAGAUUACGCCGAGUCUAGAAGUAAAUCAAAUUCAAACGUCAACAAGCGUAUUCAAUUUCGAAGUACUGGCGCGGAAUUCUUUGUCAAGUUAUAAUUAAUGUUGCUUCCUUUGCUAAUGUCAUAUUUUUCCUGAUCAGUAUGUUGGCUGUUUGCAAGUUUUAAAGUCCAUGCGAACUCUUCAGUACGAUAUGCGGCAGCAAGUAACAAGGUAUGGAUUGUACCGUUAUUUCUGAGCUAUGAUGAAGAAAAAUCGCAAAGCGAUUUGCAACGCUCAUAAAUUAGUUGUCAAUUACAUUGGGAGAAGUAUUCUCUCAUUGUGCUAAACUUGUUUUUUUUUUACGCCUAUUUCUGCCGUUUAUUUGAAAGUCGUAGUAUACCCAAGUCACUGAGAAAUAAUUUAAUCAGGGGGGUAAAAAUCUUUCUCAGCUGCCUGCUGUUUGUGAGCACUGAAGUACUCUUGCAAUGAUACAGUUGCCAGAUCCAGUUCAAUAUUUUUACAAAAUUGAGCUGUAAGAGAAAUAUUGCAUGGAGCCUAAAGGAUCUGAACCUGCAAAAUCCAGGGUACCAAUAUGCAGGGCUGUCAUUAGGUUUUUAAGUUGGCAGGUAAGGAAACACAUAGGAAAUUUGUUUGGUUCUAUUUUUCUUCUAUUUUCCUUGGAAACUUAUUGGAAUAGAGGAUAGACGUAUUCCCGAGGAAGUUCUGUAUGGACAGUUGAGGACGGGAGUCAGGAAAGACAUGCGCCCCACUUUGCGGUUCAAGGAGGCAUUGUGAAAUUGAUCCCAACAACUGGGAAGUUGCCGUUGGUGAUGGUGACUGCCAGAGAUGGACAUUGAAAGAGGGAAUCGAGAAAGCAGAUGUGAAGAAGUGGGCUGCAAAAGCAGCUUCACUCUGCCCUCAUCCAACUUCAUUUGCAUCAUGUGUGGUAGAAACUGCCACUCACACAUUGGCCUACACAGCCACACAAGACGUUGCAGUUCCACUACGGAUUAACAAGAGUGGACAAGCUUUGUUGCUUAACUAAUCAUGCAAAUGUCCAAUUACUGCUGAAUUGCUUGUCUUUUUCUUUAAAAGCAUGAUGAGUUUCCAUAGCAACCAUGUGACAUACUAAAAAUUCUUCUCAGUUUAGCUUUAAGUUGCUAUAUUACUCAAAAGAAAUGUUGCUGCCCCCAUGUUAUUAUUAAAUAGAGCUUACCAUGUUAUUAAUGCAUCUUUCUGCAACUGAAAGCAAAAUUGCUCACAGGAAGGAAUUUGCAGCCUUUUUUUCAGUUGUUGAUUAAGAAUUGAAAGUUUAGAAAGUAAAAGCUGGCUGCAUGAGAUAUAUGUUUGUUAACCCAAAUUUUGAUCAUAUUUUACUGAAUAUGAGGGGCUAUUCAGAUGAUACCAGAAUGACUUUCAUUUUGGAACAACUUGCUUGGACUUUGUUCCAGAUUGAAAAUCACAAAUUGUUUAGUCUCGGGCAAGUGGCACAUGCAUAUCUGAUCAGGGAUGAGAAAAAAUGUGUUUGACUGAGACAUUUCAAUUCCAUCAUGUUAAUGCAGUACAAACUUUACUCGAGAACAAAACUCAUUCCAGAAUGAAAGUCAUUUUGGUAUCUUAUAAAGAGCCCCUGAACAUGAGGUGCUGAAAAGUCCAAGCUGUAAAUGAAGCUCUGGAUUUGAAGUCUUGUGUGUGUUUUUUUGUAACUGCAAGUGUUGAGAAGGGCACAGCAAGUAUCCAACCAUAACUCGGCUCACAUGGAAUGAAUGUUCUUUUAUUCAGAUUCAAAAUUUACCACUGUUAUUGUCCUUUGUCACGCUGCAGCCGUUUUGUCUCAGGAAAUUUGAAAAGCUUUGUUUAUGCAUGGCUAGCCUCGUUCUCUCUACGAGACUAGCCGUACCUAAACAAAGCUUUUCAAAUCUCCUAAGACAAAAUGGUCACCGUGUGACAAAGGUCUGUUGGGUUUGCAAAUGCACAAAACACGUUGGUUUUGUGUAGCUCAAUUAUUGGAUUAUAAGUGAUGUAUCUAGGCCCAUUGCAUUAUCAUGGUUUGAAUUCUUGUAAAGUCUAUUUUUUUUUCAUCUCUUUCUUGUGAAUGUGAACACCUUUAAGAUUACUGCUAUGAUUAUAGCCGUAACUCAUUUGAUUAAUAUACGUGUAUGUUUUCUUGUUAAAGGGAAGCCAUAUUACGAUGUUCUGAAGCUGCUGGCUAUCAUUUAGGAAGAAGAAAGAAGGUUAAAGACAAAACUAUGCUUUUUACCUUAGUUUAUCCUAAAGAAAUAAUUAUGAUUUUGAGGUAGCACAUCCACAUAUAAUGGUUAUUAAUCUACCAUUUAUGGUCAAAUUAAUUGAGAUUGGAAUUGGGAUUUUGGAGUGUUGGUUUUUGUAAUAUUAUUAUUAGUGUAUCAAUGUAUUUUGUUACCAUGUCACUUAAUUGUCAUUUUACUCUUGUUUGUAGGCGGCAAAGAACAUACAAAAGCUUUUAGGAGGUAACUGCCUUUUGUGCCUUACUUUAUGACCUGGAAUAAGCACUUGUUCUUUUGUCUAACAAGAACGCUGUCAAGAGUGUUUAGUCUCGCUUGCUUGGAGAUUAGAUAGGAAAUGAGGAGGUGAUUAAUUCUACAUGAAACGGGAUUUCCUCGCUAAAAGUUUUUCACUUUCUUCUUUAUUAAUGGAGAAGUAUUCUUUAGGGUAUUUACUUUUUGCCCCUGCAGGCGAAAUCCCGAGAAGGCACUCUAGUAACUUGCGCGUACAUUAAGGAAAGUACUUACAGUUGACAUAUACAGUCAGUUUGCCAGAAAACAUCAUUUGCAUACAAUGAAAGGUUACAACACCUGACCAGUUUAUAGCCUCACCAUGGACGUUUUCUCUGAAGUAUUCACUUGUUCCAAAGUAAUCAGUUCUUUCAGGGGAUAGAAUUCAUGGAUGACCUGUUCCGGAAAAGCAGGACGUCUUUCGCAUCAAUCUUUCCUAAGCUUUCUUCCCAAAGUAAGCAUGGCACUAGCUGUGACACACUGCGUUUCCACAGGCUCCACUAGGAAUUCCUGGAUGUCUUUUAAAAUGAGCAGAGAAUUUGACAUAUGAGAUGUAAUUCAAGAGCAGUUUGGAUUAAGACGAGGCCGCGAGAAUUGCACCUGUCUUCAGAGAAAUUGAGGACUUUUUAUUGAUCUUGAUUGACGCGACGUGCAAUACUCCACAAAUAAAUUUUUCACAAGAAUACUUUGAUCGACUUUGGAAGCUUCUUGACAAACUUUGCAGUGCAUAAAAUUAUAGGCUCUUGGUUCAGCUUUUGUGGGGGUCAGAAAGCCAAACUGCAUGUGAGGUCUUGGAAGUGUCAAAUAAUUUUAAAAAAAUUCCCUAAAGUUAGUUGUCCAUUGGAGGAGUUUUUGUGUUAUCAUACUUGUCCAAAUGAUGUAAUGGUCGUCUCAGACGACCACUAAUAUGUUCAUGUAUCCCUGAUCCUGUGUGUGGUUUUAAUAGUUUGUUUGAUUAUUAUUUCAUUAGACGUUCCUGGUAUGGGGCAUUCAGGUAUGAGUGUCAACAUGAUGGUAUCGUCAGAAGGCAUCAAGUUAACAAGCAUUGAAAAUGGACGAGUAAUUGCCAAUCAUGACAUGCAAGGAAUUUCAUUUGCCAGUGGUGGGGAAAAGGUACUUGGUACUUUGUAUAAUGUAUUAUUUCAGGGCUCAAGUCAAGUCCUAUUCGGUUAUCUGCCGAGGGUUGUCUGGGCUGGGCACAUAAAUAUCCAAACAGUGGGGCCUCGAUAAAACCAAGGGCCACCGGUGUACCAAAAAAAUGUGUUUAGUAUAAUGAGGUUUACUUAAAUUGAGGUUCUUUUCCAUUUAUUUUAUUGUUAUUGGGGCGAAAAAUAUUGCCCAUUGGGCAAGUUUAUCACACAAUUCACUAGCCCGAUCGCAAAAAUCUAUCAGACAUGACUUUCUUUGCACACUAAUAUAAUAAUUAUGAUAUUUAAUAUUUUUCUUAUAGGACUGUAUUGAUAUGAUAGGAUACGUGGCAAAAGAUUCCAUAAAUGGACGAGGUAUGUGUAAAACUAUGCACCGUAAAAAAUAUAUUGAAUACAGUCAACUCUUGCCAUGCGUGCACCCUGCUGUAGCGCUCACCCUGAUAAUAAUAUGGACAGCAGCUUAAUCCCAGGCAAAAGUAAAUUGAAGACAUUUGACUGGAACAAACUCCUGCUAUAAUGGACUCUCACUACAAUGAGGACACUAACUGGAGGUCUUUACACUGUCUGUUGUAAAGGGAGUUGACUGUAAUUUGAAUUUAACAGUUUGGAUAGUUGUUGGCAUAUGAGAUGUGGUUACAAGAUAAAAGGUGUUCCCACCUGGAGGUUCGGCAAUAAAAUGAAUCCUAUGUCAGCAUUUAUUGAUCAAUAUUAAAGGAGACAGAAGACAACAUGAAUUCAAUAAGGUGUAGAAAAGCAUUAUGAUUCUUAGCUGGAGACAAGUUUUACUUCGAUAAAAAUAUUUCUUAACUUAAAAUGAUCUCAUUCUGUACAUUUUCCCAAAUAAUCUGGUCUGUUUUUUUUUUUUGAAAAAGUCUCCAUUUGAGGUGUAGUUUUUACCUUGUAUGGUGUUUUCUUGCUCAGCGUUCUUCAUCUUGGUGAGAAUCAGUUAAUCUUUGCCUUAAUUCUAUUUUUGUUUUGAACAGCCUGUUUUGUUGUUGACUGUGGUGGCGGACUAGCAUAUGAUGUGAUCAAUACCAUUGGACAGGCAUUUGAGAUUCGUUUUAAAAUGUUUUUACAGAACCCUCCACUUGCCACUGAAGUCCCAGAAAGGUGAGGAGAUAUAUAUGAAAAUGCAUUGUUAAAUAUAUGUGGGCACUGAAAAAUGACAGAUUUAUUUCCUUUUUUCGUACUAUUUUCAGAAUGAAAAUCAGAGCUAGAUGUAUCUUUAAUUUUUUUAUGGGAACUGUAGGGUACUGUAAACCUGUUGAACCAAACUCCCCCAUUGUUUAUUCUGGAUUUACUGUCAGAGCAAUGAACAAGCAACAUUGUGUGACUGCCUGUGUUUAUUUGUUCAGGUUUUCUGAGUCAAUAUUUGACGAGGGAGAAGACCACACUUAUGAAAUGGAGUAUGAACAGCCCAAGAAUGAUGGAUACCAUGUACAGGUGAUUUAAACAAAAUUGCUCUCAGAUCUGAAUUGCAAAAAAUGGUCGUAUAUAAUUCAGGGUUCACAUUUUACUUCUGUGUCCUGAGUUUCCCAACUCAUAAAACUAUGUCAAUAUUGCUGGUUAUAGCACAACAGGCUACUUAGACUAAAUGCAUCGCAAAACAAGGAGGUUGGGAGGGAAAAGCCUUCAGUGUGUGUUUUUCUUUCAUAUCACUUUUGGUAUUGUUAAAUCUUCGAACACGAAAAGCUGUGAUAUUCAUCUUUCAACUUUAGGAUCAUUUGGGUGCUAUGACAGAUACGUUAGCCAGUGCGAAACCACUUAACAUAAUUUUGUUGCCCCAUGUCAAAAUUCAAAAUUAUUUUGGUUGUCGGAGACAAUCAGGCAACUAUUUUAAAGUUACCGGCAGAUUAUUCUAAACCCAGUACGCUAAUGAUUGCUUCUAUGUCUUUGUUUUGGUAAAGAUAAAAAAACUGCCCCCUCCCACUUACAACCCCCCCCACAUUUAUAGGCCAUUUUGCCUGUAAACAAAAAAAUUACAUCCGAUUAAAUAAGUCCCCUGGAUGUAAUGUCCCCUUGUAUUGAAAUGAAUUCGAUUUAUUAUGACCUGAUUUGAAGCCUAAUUUCAAAACCAUGAAUGCAUGACAUAUUUUGAUCAGCACUGCCCUAAUUUGUUUUGAAGUGCUUUUUUUAGUCUCGUUAGCAGCUUCCCUCGGAUAUUAGUUUUUAUUAUAUAGACAUGAGUGUUUUACUGGGAAAUAUACCACUCGUAAAAUUCAUAAAACCUACAUCUGGGACCCGAGUGAUUUAUUUUCCAUAAUCUCACACGUGAGUUUAUCGAUGACGUAAUUUCGGUAAUUUCCUUCUAUUAUUUUAUCGAUGUCUUUUUGUCUAUAUAAUAAAACGAAUAUUACACAGCGGCUUGAAGAUAUGAAUUUUAUUUUCUCGUAGCAAAAACAAUAUUUUACUCACUCGCUGCGCUGUUUCGUAAAAUAUUGUUUUGCCACUCGAAAAUAACAUUCAUAUCUUCGUGCCCCCGUGUAAUAUCCUCUAUAUAAGCCCUCCUAAACACCCUUAAGAAGAUGUAUAAGCUCGGGGCUCCCGACUGUGCGGCAGUUUACGGUAUUCAAUUUACUGCAGCCACCAUCCACAUAUCAAACUGCUAAUGCUAAUCCAGGAGGAUACAUGGCCCUGAGAAGCAAUGCAACAGGUGGCUUUGACACUUAUGACAACCCAAACAAAGCAAGCGUAGGACAUGGUUAUGAUGUCCCCAGGUCAUCCAAGACUUACACUAACAGACAAAUGCCUGCAGGUAGGACAAUCAGAUGGCUUUGAAAGAUAAAAUGUUAGUUGGCCAUGUUUUUUUCAUGGUUAUUAGGAAGAGCAUAGAAUGGAGCACGGAUAGCCAGUUUCAAUGUGAAAACAACUGGCAAGAGAAAAGGAACUUUGACUUUGCUUGUUACAGAGCAAACAAGUGUUAAUGUUUAUGAAAUGUUCUUUGAUGAUUUAGCUUCUCAGUAAAUAUCCUAUAGAUCUGAAAUGUAAAUACAAAUUCAAGCAGACAAGUCUGUUUCUAGUAUUUGAUUGUGGUGCACAUUUAGCCCAGAAAGACCUUUAAAGGAGCUAAAACUUAUUUCCUGCAGAUCAGCACACAUGUAUUUAUAUUUUAUUAACCAUGUACAUGUAUUUAAAAUAUUAUUAUCAUUUUUUAUUGUCAACAUCUUUGACAACAAUAUGUUUAUGCAGGUCUGACUUGUCAAAAUGUGAAUGAAAUCUGUUGGUGCAACCAUUCAAGUGCCUAAACCUGUUAGGAAUACUGCUAAAUGGAGCCAUUACUUUCCAAUAUUUUUCACAUCAGUUCUUUGAAUUUCUUAUCAUUUUGAGUUUUUUCAUUUUACUUUUCCAGGUAUAAGGGAUUACGAUAAUGCAUUAGCGACCUCAGGUGCCUUUGGUAACAGUAAUGGUAUAGCUGGUCAAACUGCCAGUCUUCCAUUUGCCGCUGGCCCGUGCUAUGAAGAUCCUGAUAAAGUAGCAUUUUAUGAGAAUCCUUUGGCAGCUCCAAAGGUUCCUCAAAGAAAUGACAGCUUGGAGAAACAUCCAGGUGACCCGAAAGAUUCAUCACUGUAUGAUAACCCCAAUUCUCCUAUGGAUGAAUCAGGUGCGUGUACAAUUUGUUAAAUUGUCUUAGCUGCUAAUCUCCUGUCCUCUGAAAAUGGCUUUUCUGUGUAUGGACUACCUUCUUCUUGUGCCAAACCAGUACUAUCUUUAAGCAUUAGGACAAGUCCUGCUUGCUCUGGUAAAGUUGCCUAGUGUCGCCUCUUAAUUUAUCUAAAUACGAUUUUCCUAGUAAUGUAACUCCUGGAUCAUGAGGAAGAUUAGAACUUCAGUCAAGAGGGAGGGAAUUCUCCCUAAAGUGGAGCAGCUUUUUUCACUUGAUUGGGAGCUUGAGGACCAAUUGCUGAUUAUUUCUUUCCAGACUUUUCUGUUCCACUUUACUUCAGGCUGCAUGGUUCAUUUCUAAACUUUUUUGCUCUAUUCCUCCAUGUUUAGAAAUUUCGGGAAUUUUUUGAAAGCUCUCUUUAUUGCCAUUCCCAAUGAUCUCUGUCUUUUGUAUUGUGGCUUAAUGUGACUUUUACUUUAUUUUUUCACAUGUCGACACGAAGAAGGAUGGGCAAUGUUUGAUAGAGAGGUACAACCUCCUCCUCCGCCUCCUCCUUCGAUGGCAACAAAUCCUGCCAACCAGGACUACAUGAGCCCACAGCCUACCAAAAAAAAGCCACCACCUAAGCCCAAACCAUAUGCUGCUAGCAGAUCAGUAAAACAGGAACUCCCUGCAGUCAGCGAAAGUAAGAUGUCGGUAUUUUUCUAACUUUAAUUGCGUGAUAUUUAGCGUAUUAUUUGAUGAAUCGAGCUUUUUGAAGUUGACAAAGGCACAGGUUCCAGCUGCCAAACAAGUAUGUCGCCCAAGCAUUAGAUCAAACGUUACAAAAAACAAAAAUGAACUUUGAAAAUUGUUAGGCUAAUAAGUUUUCAAAAACCACAAUAUUGCAAUCCGUUUCAGUCUUCUUCAGGUUUGUCCAUCCGUGUCUCCUUUUUUAUUUGCUGUCUUGUAUAUACCUUCUUGAAAUGAUUUGAGCUGUUAUUUUUACGUUUCACUCAGUUUUAUGGAAGUUCCGACUGUUUUAUUUUCGUGAUACAGCUCCUUUAAGCAUGCAAUUUUUGGAGGGUGGUGGGCAGUGGGUUGACAGCGAAUUGGUAGGAGAAAAGGACAUUUUCAGUAGAAAAAUAAUUGGCAUUCAAUUUCCGCGAACUAUAGCAAGAACGGUGGAGCUGUGAGAGAUUUUGCACGAAAUUUGGUCUUUCUUGUAGUCUAGAGAUCAUGUUAAAUUCAUUUGUUUUUAGCCACAGCCCAGGAACCCAUUCCUUUGGAGGUGGAGGUUUGGUACCAUGGUCCCAUGUCCCGCGCUGAAGCCGAGUUGCUGUUGGAAGACGAAGGCGACUUCUUAGUGAGAGAGAGCAAGUCAAAGGCUGGACAGUAUGUCCUGUCUGGAGUUCAAAACAGCCAACCCCGGCAUUUAUUGUUGGUUGACCCACAGGGCAAGGUACUGUGAUAUUCUCCUUUACAGUGAAAUAAAUAUUUGUGUAUUAACCGCGUUAGCCUGCGAGCAAGCUUUCCCGAGCGCUGUGGCGGCGGGGUGUUCCCUCUUCCCUACCCCAGCCCCCGUAUCCCCUGACGAGCUUGCCCCAGGCUUAAACCGUGAACAGUCCCAUGAUCUGCUCCUGUUGAUAGUGUGUUCGUCAACACUGUUUAUUUAAACGAAAUUUAAAGCUCCUUUUUCUUGAGUUACUACAAACUGAGACUGUUCUGCGGACCAUUCCAGCCGGAAUCGAACAGUGAAUGAUGUUUUUGCAAAGUAAAUGGCGAAAUCUGAAAACGAAAUAAUGUUUAAGACGUGAUGAAUAGUUGUUUUAUAUCAGCAUAUCUAUUAGACAGGUUACUUUGAACCCCGUUUAAAUCCUCUCUUAUCGAGGAGAAACGGAUGUUUUCGCAGGCUAGAAAAUUGUUGGUUUACAUGUAAUAGUUUCGUUAAAAAAAAAAAAUUCAAAUACCUGUUUGUGAAACCCAUCUUCACCUAAUUUUCAGGUCCGUACCAAAGAUCGGGAGUUUUCAAGUGUUCAAGAGCUUGUUGAGUACCACCUAAAGAACAGUUUACCCAUCAUCUCUUCUGGCAGCCAAGUCACAAUAUCCAACCCAGUUCUCAAACAUUAAUGCAGCUACAGUGAAUUACUCUAAGUGUGGCAGUUUUUGAUAGGAAAACUAUAAUCGAAGCUAGAAGAGGAACUUAUCUUUCUUGUUAGAGUCUAGUCUUCAGUGAGACCAGUCUACAUAUGCAUGAGUUGAAGUCAUUGAGGAUGAGUGUAGUUUGCACAGAAGUCGUUGCUGGGACGCUUUUAAGGCAGGCCUCAAGGUACAAGCACGACGCGCGGCGCGCGAGGAAGGAAGGAAAGAAUAAAUAAUUUCUCUUCUGCUUUCUCUCGCGUGUCUCGCUCUCCGCGCGCACGCGCUAACCCCCCCCCCCCCGGAGCGCCCCCAAUGACCCCUUUACACAGCUAAUGUAAAUGGUAACAUCUUUAAUGUCUUUAAUGCCAUGUUUUAGUGGUAGCAUAUCAUCAAGUAUUAUUUUAUAUCGUUAAAGUGAUUUUUCAUUGAGAGUUAAGGAAAGUGAUUACCAUGGUAACGACGUUUACAAGAGAUGUAGAAACUCCGAGUGGAUCAAUCAGAACUCGAAUCCGAUGUACAAGGCUGGCAAAAAGCGCGGGAAAAUUAUGCGGCGUCUGUUACAAGCCGUCACUGGUUUCAGUCUUUUGGUUCAUUUCAAAACGUGAUGCAACAGUUUUUUUAGCCAGUCACAAAUCGUUCAAGUAUAAUUUUCCGUGAAACAGCAGCUUACAGCUGAUGCCAAACAGCUUCAAGUAAACAAAAGAAGACAAUGGAAUUAGUACAUAAUAGAGCCGAGUAAUUUACUACUUUUUUCACGGGUUAAGUAAGAUCCCUCUGACGCUUUUGUCCUUCAUUUUGUAUAUAUAUUGAUAUUGUUAUUAGCAUCAAUGACAUGCACCCUAGGUAAGGGGAGAACCAGUGCUUACAACAACUGGCUGGAUUAAAUAUUUGUUGUGGUUGUUUCUGCUGGCCGCCCCCCCCCCCCCCCCCAUCUCCCCUUUUCGGGC
Molecule: messenger RNA, 10681 nt
Organism: Porites lobata
Lineage: Eukaryota; Metazoa; Cnidaria; Anthozoa; Scleractinia; Poritidae
Source: the annotation of a GenBank genome assembly